Molecule: messenger RNA, 1145 nt
Organism: Pogona vitticeps (central bearded dragon)
Lineage: Eukaryota; Metazoa; Chordata; Lepidosauria; Squamata; Agamidae
Source: RefSeq, a predicted model, not a curated record
UUUCCUCCCCCCUCUUGCCUUCCCGGGAGGUUCCUGCGGGCGCUCCGGUCCUUUUUUGGGGACCCCCCACCCCUUUCUCCCCCGAUCGUUGCGCUCCUCCCUCCCUCCCCCCCUUUAGACGGCCCGGCUCCGUGCGCCAAGCUUGGGGAGGGGGCGUCCGGGAGAAGGGGAAGCCGACGGAGCGAUGCGCCCAGGCCGGGCGCUCCCUUUGGGGCUGUGCAUGCUUUGGGCCGGCGUCCUCUGGCAACAGGUAGCCGGCCUCCGGCGCAGCGUGUAUUGGAACUCCAGCAACCCCAGGUUUUUCGACGAAGACUUCACCGUUCAAGUCUCUGUCAACGAUUACCUGGAUAUCUACUGCCCCCAUUAUGAGCACCCCGUGGCCGUGGGAGGCCCAGAGACUUUUUCUCUGCUCAUGGUGGAUCUGGAGGGCUACCGAGGUUGCUACGAGACACCGGGGGCCUUCAAACGUUGGGAGUGCAACCGGCCCUACGCCCCGUACGGCCCGGUCCGCUUCUCGGAGAAGAUCCAGAGAUUUACGCCCUUCUCGCUGGGCUUUGAGUUUCAUCCUGGACGCGAUUACUACUAUAUUUCCAUUCCGUCUGUGGAGAGCCCCGGACGCUGCUUGAAACUUCGGGUCUCUGUGUGUUGCAAGGCCACUGCAGAACCCAUAACAGAAGGCCCCAAAUCGCAACCGCGGGGGAGAGGCGGCUCAGACGAUGCUGCCGCCGUCGGCGGGCCCAACUCUGCCCGGACGUGGCACCCCAGCUGGGCCUUUCUGGGACUGCUCUUCUGGCUCCCCCUGUGGCUUUGACCCCAGGGAGCGAAGGAGGGCUGGAAGGGGGAAGGAGAGGAUGGACGUUUGCCCCCCCCCUCCGGCCAGGCCCGACACCAGGGGAAAGGGGCAUGCUGUAAGACUUGGCCAUCAUCCGGCACCUUCUCAAGACAUUGUAAAGAGGCAAGGGAUCAUCGUAUGGCGCUUUAGGAUCCGGAGGUGACUCCCUCCGUGGCCCUCCCUCGGCCGGAGCCCUGAUCCUCACGAGACCGGCCCGGCUUCCAAAGGUCUCCUCGGGACGCUGACCGCCAUCAUCCUUUGCGACUUCUGAAGGCGACCCCCCCGAGAGAAAACCGAAGCCGUGGGUGGUGAG